Messenger RNA from Alternaria alternata, 685 nucleotides. RefSeq lists its product as hypothetical. The record is from RefSeq and is a predicted model, not a curated record. The coding region runs from base 256 to 537 and encodes 93 amino acids. The transcript has a single exon. NCBI's taxonomy places the organism in Eukaryota, Fungi, Ascomycota, Dothideomycetes, Pleosporales, Pleosporaceae.
CUCCACUCUUUGUCGUUGUCUGCCUUCGUGUUUUGCAUUCCCAUCUAAAUGCAACCACCAUUUACUCUACAAUUACACAACCUCAUGAUCAUCACAUUUUGUUGUCUUUGCCAAAGUCUACUAUUACAUAGGAUGUCGAACGAAUCCGUAGACAAGCACCUCAAAAAAGGCCGUAUCGGUUUUUGGUUGCUAGUGGUCGCUGCGGUACUGCAAACAUCCGUUUUCAUCUCGAAAUGGAUCGAAGGCAAGCAUACAAUGUUUGACGCCGCUGCAGUCGUCAAUGCAUGUCUGUUGUGUUGGUGGGCUUGGGGAGUAGCGAGGAAGAAUGAGAAGAUAGCAAGAGAGAUGGUGGAGAAUGGCGGAGUUGCCGAUAUCGAGAAGGGCAAUAUGUGCAAGAGGGACGAGAAGGAGAAGGCGGGCUUGGGAGGUAUAACAGAGGAAGGGAAACAGGGCUCGGAGGUAACGACAGCAGAGAUAGAGGAAAAAGCGUUGAAAGAAGAGACGACGACGAAGGAGAAGUUGGAAUUGGAGAUGUAGGGAAGGAGCGGCUUGCUCAUCGUUCUGGACGCUGGUGCGCUCAGAUACGACUUCCUCGAACAGUGGAUCGUCUGGCAGCUACAAUAACGCGCCAAGUGAUUACAGAUCUUCAACAACUUCGCGUCAAGCACGAAUUAUAUCAUUCUAU